UGAGACCCCCCCCCCCCCGGUGUCGUAAAAGGCGGCGGUCGCCGGUGAAGGCGGAGGCGAAGCCUCGGCCUCCUGGCGCGGCGUGCCCGCGCCGCUCGCUUCGGUGCUUAGGCGGCGAGCUCCGUUGUUCGGGGAGAGCGGAAGGCGUUUUUUCACCCGGGCUUUUGCAGUCGCUGGCGGCCCUGCCCCUGAAACCCCCGGGAGAACUCCGGCGUCCGUCCGCUGCUACGCACGCGCAGUCGUGAGGUGGCGGCGCAAGGCGGGCGGGGCGGCGUGAGGGCCGCCGCCGUAAAGCGCGGACGAUGUCGGGGCUGGCGGAGCUGCCGGUCUUCGAGAAGCGGCUGCUGGUGACGGGCGGCGCGGGGUUCAUUGCUUCACAUGUAGUUGUCUCUCUUGUGAAAAACUACCCAAACUAUCUGAUUAUAAAUCUAGAUAAGCUCGACUACUGUGCAAGCUUGAAGAAUCUUGAAACUGUCUCUGAGAAGGAAAACUACAAGUUUAUCCAGGGAGAUAUUUGUGAACCCGAUUUCAUAAAACAGCUCUUUGAAACUGAGAAAAUAGAUAUAGUCCUUCAUUUUGCAGCCCAAACACAUGUAGAUCUUUCAUUUUGGCAUGCCCUGGAAUUCACCUAUGUGAAUGUUUAUGGCACUAAUGUGCUGGUUGCUGCUGCGCAUGAAGCCAAUGUGGAGAAGUUUGUCUAUGUUAGUACAGAUGAAGUAUAUGGAGGUAGCACUGAUGAGGAAUUUGAUGAAUCCUCACCAAAACGUCCGACAAAUCCCUAUGCUUCCUCUAAAGCAGCUGCAGAGUGUUUUGUUCAGUCUUACUGGGAAAGGUACCAAUUCCCAGUUGUUAUCACACGGAGCAGUAAUGUUUAUGGACCGCACCAGUAUCCAGAAAAAGUUAUUCCAAAGUUUAUAUCUUUGUUGCAACAGAACAGAAAAUGCUGUAUUCAUGGUUCUGGACUUCAAAGAAGGAAUUUCCUUUAUGCAACUGAUGUGGUGGAAGCAUUCCUUACUGUCCUGAAGGAGGGGAAGCCAGGUGAAAUUUACAACAUUGGAACUAACUUUGAGAUGUCCAUUGCCCAGCUUGCUAAGGAGUUAAUCCACUUAAUAAAGAAGACCAGUUCGGAAUCUGAAAUGGAGCACUGGAUGGAUUAUGUCAAAGACAGACCUACCAAUGACCUGAGAUACCCAAUGAAUUCAGAAAAAAUGCACAACUUAGGAUGGAGACCUAAAGUGCCUUGGAAAGAAGGAAUAAAGAAAACAAUUGAAUGGUACAAAGAAAACUUUCACAACUGGAAAAACUCAGAGAAAGCUUUGGAGCCCUUUCCUGUGACAGAGCCAUUUGCACAGCUCAGUGGUCCAUAGGGUGGUGGAGAACCUGAAGGAGUUUAUUCUACCUCAUACAGUCCUUUCUUUGAAGCCUGCAAUCAAGUGGCCACACUGAACUGUUAAUGUAUUCAAGAUACAUGAACCAUGAUGAAUACAGAACUACAGUACGGCACAACUUUGGAAGGGUUUCAGCACUUUAUGAGUUGAACCUGUUAAUUUCAGCUUUUGGUGCAAUACUAUAUUCUCACUAGGUAUUGAUUUUAAAGAACUGUACAGGGCGAAGAGUAUUUAUAAUGCUAUAAAUUAGUGUAACUGAAGUAAAAUCUGCCUUAUUAAUUAAGAAUCAUGAAUUGCGAUUACAGCUUUUGGGACUUCUGAUGAAAUUCGUUUUAGUUCUGGAAUCGUUCAUCUGUAUUAGUUUGUUUUUUACAAUGUAAUAUAUUAUUUUUGUCACUUUAAAGAAUUGCAUUUUAUUUUUAAUCAAGGGGAAAAAUGCUAUAUUUUUCUGAAAAGUAUAAAUCAGUUGGUACCAUAUCUAGCUUUUAACUAUAUGGUUCAGUUUUUCUCUCUGUCGGUGCAGUAUUACCUUCUGUUGAUGACUGAUUAAACUGUUACCUACUCUAUAACUUUAAAUGCCCAUCUUUAAGGGGGUCGGGGGGGGGAAGGUGUCAAGAAGGAGCAGGUGUUCUUGCUGAGACUUCCAGAAGCAUUUUCUUAAACUUUGCUCUGUUUUAGAUGUCAUCUUUUUACUGUAUUACUGUCUUUUACAUGUUAAUUUCCUUUUCUUAACUGUAAUUGUAACAAACUUGAAAUACUGUAACACAGUUAACAUUCCAUUGAUGUUAUUUCCUGUGAUAUGAAGGCUAUUUAUGGAGAAAAAAUUUAAACACUUAUUUUCCUGUGAAUUGUGGGUUGGCAGACCUUAUUCAAUGCAGUGUUUCACAAUUUUUUUUUUUUUGGUGAUAAACAUUUUAAAGGUGAAACAAUAUUUGAGUUUUAAUGUAAAGUUUGGGAGGAAACUUCAAUUCUAGAAAUAUGUCAAUGAAUCUUUUUCAAAGCUGAUUUAGUAAUAAAAGUUAUGGUGUAACUGGUUUCUCUUAAUUAAGUAAACAUGCUGAAAAAGUA
Molecule: messenger RNA, 2456 nt
Organism: Harpia harpyja (harpy eagle)
Lineage: Eukaryota; Metazoa; Chordata; Aves; Accipitriformes; Accipitridae
Gene: TGDS
Product: TDP-glucose 4,6-dehydratase
Exons: 12
Coding region: 303-1367 (354 amino acids)
Biological process (GO): nucleotide-sugar metabolic process
Molecular function (GO): dTDP-glucose 4,6-dehydratase activity
Source: RefSeq, a predicted model, not a curated record